AUGAAGGGCUUUCUACCAGGGGGGCCAGGAGAAAAUGUCAGCAGAAACUCCAUAGGCUCUCACUCGGACAUUUUCGUUCGCACCUACACCUCCUCUGGAGAAAACGGGGAGAACCUGGAGAUGCAACUGGAGGAACAGAGGAAACAGCAGCAGGUCCGAGCUCUUCUUUCCUGCCCGCAGCCUGCCAAGAACAAAACUCCCACCAAGCGCCAGACCAAGCGGCCUCGUCUGCAGAGGCCUGCCUCCACCACCACCCUCCUGACCUCCCCCAUCAACCAGCAGGCCACCCUGCAGCCCCAGCAGUUCACCGUUCUCUCACCCCUCUCUCUGUCCUCGGUGGGUCAGCCCUUCACCGUAGCAGGCCUACCUAUUGCCUCCCUAGGCCAGUCCUCCAAAACAGUCACCCUGCUUCCCGCUGGCUCGCAGCUCUUCACCCGCUACAUGGUUACCAAUGACGGAAAGACGGACACCAUCACCCUACAUCCGUCUUCGGGCCUCACGCUGGUGGGUACCACCGCUAUGCAGGACUCCUGCCAGCUGGGCACGAUGAUGAGCCCGGUAGAGCUAGUGCACCUCAGCCAGCAGAGCGGCAGCACAGAGGUGGUGCCCAUAGAAGGCCAGGUAAUGGACGGAACCAUGCUGGUGCAGCAGGAGAUGAUGCAGGGGGAGGUGGACACAGUCCAGGAUCACACGGUCAUCGAGAUCAACCCAGCUCCAGUGGAGCAAGCGGUGGGGGUGAUGGAGCUGCAGCUGACUGGGGAGCAGGGCAGAGACGAGGCAGCCAUGGCUGUCCAGAGUGGGAUAGAGGUGACGAUGGCUGGAGAGGAGACGCAGUGCCAAAUACAGCAGGGGCAGACUGAGGGGGUUCAAGGGCUGCAGCUGGAUGCCAGCGGACAGUUGUCAAAUGUACAGAUAGUUGUGAUUGGAGGAAACACUCAGGAAGAAAACCAGGUGAAAUGAGACACACUCUUUUAUCCAGCAUAGCAGGUAUGAACUGAGCAAUCAUCACAGACUUGAAACUGUAAAUACACCAAAUUUCCAAAACCACAAAUUGACUUGGCAUUAGACCAAGUGCAAGGGUAGUCAUUUUCCCUUUUUGGUGCAAGUGUGUGUGUCUGCGUGCGUGGAUGUGUGUGUACAUGCUCUUCUCAACUUGUUUAUUUUUAUUGAAAAAGAGGCAUCACAACAAAGAACCCCGAUGUAUUCUCCUGAUUGUUUUGUAUUAAAAAGAUAGUUGCAGUUUAUCAUAGCUUGGCUUUUGUUUUUCUAGAUCAGGCCAUAAUUUCUGUUGGCUAUUUUAACUCUUGAGAUGUGGCUA
Paralichthys olivaceus (Japanese flounder) is the source of this 1318-nucleotide messenger RNA. The record is from RefSeq and is a predicted model, not a curated record. NCBI's taxonomy places the organism in Eukaryota, Metazoa, Chordata, Actinopteri, Pleuronectiformes, Paralichthyidae.